Aplysia californica (California sea hare) is the source of this 2025-nucleotide messenger RNA. Its product is annotated as F-box only protein 21. Gene Ontology annotation, molecular function: DNA binding; protein binding. NCBI's taxonomy places the organism in Eukaryota, Metazoa, Mollusca, Gastropoda, Aplysiida, Aplysiidae. The record is from RefSeq and is a predicted model, not a curated record.
AGAUGGGGUGAAACUUACUGUCAUCUGCCAUGGCCAAAAAUAGAUCCCUACAACUGGAGAGACCUGUUUGUACAACGAUUCUUGACUAAGAAAAGUACAGCCACAAAACUGGAACAGCUGGCCAGUUUGACCCAAUCUGGUGACGAUAUACCUUUGAAAGCAAGGAGAGAGGGUCGUUUCUACGAUUUCUUGGAAGAUGAGCACUUUCUUCCUCAUGUCUCAUCAGAGCUGAAGCCUAUGUUUGUCCUGAGUGCUUUAAGUGAAGUUAUAAAGAAAGGAGACUGUCGAAACAAUCUCACUCAGAGGUAUCAUGCGGAAAACUCCCUUAUGUACCUAAGGCACCUCAGCUUGCGGCCAGAAAUCGAUCGCUUUAUCAGGCAAACUCUUGACAAAGACAUUGAAGAGGGUGCAGUGCUCAUAGCUCAGUGGUUUCAGCCGUGCUUUGAGUUUAGUGUAAAUGAUAUAAAGAGUCAAUUUGAUCAGCUGGCAGAGAAAGUAAGACAGGUUCUCUACAUUGACCAUCCUGAGCACAGUGUUUUUGCUGGCUCUGCACCUGUGAUUCCAGAAAAAUUGGAAGCAUCACUGUGGAUCCCCUCAGAAUGUAAACAGAUUGUGAUGGCUAUAGGAUCAGUUUUCAACACAUUAUUCAACCAGAACUUCCAGCAUUAUUUUGAAGCAGAAAAUUCUUUCAUUAAUCUAGUGCUGGAGCGGAGACAGGGAAUUCCCAUCACCUUGUGUUUGGUUGUACAAAGCAUUGCGAGACGCCUGGGUGUCAUUUUAGAACCUGUCAGUUUCCCAUGCCAUUUCAUACUCCGCUGGCUGGAGUACCCGAGGAAAAUAGGAAUAGACCAGUAUACAUUUAUUGACCCAUUCAACAAGGAGUUCUCCCUGACAUUUCAAAAUGUCCUCAAUUUAGCCUCCUCAAGACAUUUACCUAUCAACAGGAAUCAUUGCGAUGCCUGCUCUAAACAGGAAGUCCUGGUACGUAUUGUGCGAAACCUGGUCAACAUCGGCAAGCGCAGUAUAUCAAGCAGUAAUAUGAUGUUCUUUCGCCAUGCUGCUGAACUCCAUUCGCUCAUCUGCCCCGAGGCUAUAGAUGUGUUAUUACUCUCCAUGCAGCUGACAAUCCACCUACAGCUUAACUUGCAGGCUGUCCGUGAUGAUUUACAGAAGCUUCAGCCAGCUCAUCCUGAUAUGUUAGAGGGAAUAUUAGAUUUAGAGUAUCGGACUGUGGCUCAGCUCAGAAAGUUUGAUGCUUACAAACCGGAACGUAAACAACCCAAACGGAGAUCCAAAUACCCCGAAGUGAAGUUUGCCACUGGCAUGGUGAUGAAGCACCUCCGCUACCAUUAUGAGUGUGUUAUUUAUGGAUGGGACAACCGGUGCAAAGCUAAAGCCUCAUGGAUACUGCAGAUGGGGGUGAACAACCUCCCCCGUGGCUCCCAGCAGCCUUUCUACAACGUGCUUGUGAUGGACGGAAGCAACCGCUACGCUGCGGAGGAGAACCUGGUCCCAACACGCUGUACUGAGCCCAUCACCCAUCCUGAGGUUGGCAUGUAUUUCGAAAGCUUCAACGAAUAUUAUUACACUGCCAACCGAAUGACGGAGGAAUUGUAUCCGGAUGACACUGAAGUUGCCAAGAGUUUUGCAGUGGAACUCUUAACCAAUUAAAAAACAGGCUGGGCUUUUUUUUUUUUGGGGGGGGGUGAUUGCGGCCUCAAAAUUGUAGAGUUUUGAUUCUGUUGUACGUCUUGCAGUCAGACAGGAAAACCUUGAAUUCUGGCGUGACCUAGUGUUUAGGAAUGCAAUAGAUUUUGGCCCUUUUCUUGUUAAAUAGUGACAAAGGGACUGUGAGCUAUAGUUAUAGCUACUCCAGCUUUCUAAUCACCAUAUCAUUUUAGCUGACUGAGGACAGAACAACAAUAAGUAAUUGCUCUCGUGCCAUUUUAUGAUGGUAAUGAUGUUGUUGUUGUUGUUUUCAAAUCCCUUUAGCUGCGAGCAUUUCGCUCUUGGCAGCGCAAUGCC